This is a messenger RNA of Coccinella septempunctata (seven-spotted ladybird), 1436 nucleotides long. RefSeq names its product intraflagellar transport protein 46 homolog (gene IFT46). NCBI's taxonomy places the organism in Eukaryota, Metazoa, Arthropoda, Insecta, Coleoptera, Coccinellidae. Gene Ontology annotation, cellular component: centrosome; intraciliary transport particle B; motile cilium. The coding region runs from base 331 to 1419 and encodes 362 amino acids. The record is from RefSeq and is a predicted model, not a curated record. The transcript is spliced from 6 exons. Gene Ontology annotation, biological process: cilium assembly; intraciliary transport.
CAGUUUUCAGAACUAAAAAUGUGCCCAAACAACAAUAUUUUUGUAUGCUUUCCAAGAGGGGUCAACAAUUCAUGUUUUAAAUCGAAAUUCGCAUCCGAAUAAUCUUUAAUUCCUCAUAAAGUGGACAGUGAAACUUCCAAACAAGGUCGAGUCAAGAUAAAACCAGAACCGCUGUUAUCAAAAUUAACCUAUAUUUUUCUAGAUGAUAAGGUGAACAUCUGUAGGUAUUGUGGAAGUCCGGUACCGCGAUAUUGAAGAAUUUUCGGUGGUUCUUGUUGAAUGAAUAACUGAAAGUGAGUUAACACAAUGCAAGGAUGACUUGGAGGAAUAAUGAGAAAGUCCUCCUUUUCAAUAGUUCGCGAUGAAGAAUCAGAUAAUUCUAAUAAAUCAUUUGACGACGAUCUUGUACCCCUAGACAAGAAGAGCGCAAAACAAUUUAAAUACUUGGAUAAAAUAAGUGUUAAAACUGAGGAUGAUUCAGAUGGAGAAUCCAAACAGAAGGUGACAAGGAAAGACUCAAGCAGACUUUCAGCCGGUAAAGAUUUUUCGAUACCCUCUGAUGGACUACUCAGAAAGUCAACACUGACAAAAGUUAUGACGAAAAAUUCUAGUGGUAGUGAUGAAGAUGAAGAAAGUGCAAUGGAGGAAAUACACAGGUCUAUAAGGAUUCCUAACGAAUACAAUCCCAGUUUGUAUCAGGAUUUGGAUGUUGAUGAUGAAGUCAGAGAGCUAUUUCAAUAUAUCGUCAAAUAUAUGCCGCAACAACUCACUUUGGACUACAAAUUCAAGCCUUUCAUACCGGAUUAUCUACCAGCUGUCGGCGACAUCGAUGCUUUUUUAAAAGUUGUACCUCCAGAACCUAUUUUAUUCGGGGAAAAUUUCAAUAUUCAGGAACAUCAACUUGGUAUUGCCGUUUUAGACGAACCUGCUACCACCCAAAGCGAUUCCGCUCUGCUUCAUCUACAACUGAGAGCUUCUAACCUUGGAGUUCCCCAAGAUGCAUCGGACGUGAUUGUGAAAAAGGUGGAUAAAGUUGAUAAAAAUCAUAAGGUGAUCGAUAAAUGGAUCAAAGAUAUAUCAGAUUUGCAUCGAAGUAAAUCUUCGCCUUUUGUCAGAUAUGCAGAGCCUAUGCCGGACAUAGACGACUUGAUGCAAGAAUGGCCUGAGGAAAUAGAGAAUCAACUGAAAGAGCAUGGAUUUCCCGCACCCGAACCUCAUAUGACACUAACCGAGUAUUUAGAACUGAUUUGCGAUGUUUUUCAGAUACCGACGACAAAGAACAAGGUUCAUUCACUGCAUGUGCUCUUUUCACUAUAUGCUGCAGUGAAGGAUUCCAAAUUUUAUAAGCCCUCAAAAGGUUAUGACAAAAAAUCUGAUGUAGUAGAAAUUAAUCAACCAGAUCAACUUGUUCUUGAUUGAUUCAAAUUUUAAGUCAA